This is a messenger RNA of Caenorhabditis elegans, 1743 nucleotides long. RefSeq names its product AcetylCholine Receptor (gene acr-10). Gene Ontology annotation, biological process: regulation of postsynaptic membrane potential; chemical synaptic transmission; monoatomic ion transmembrane transport. The coding region runs from base 13 to 1686 and encodes 557 amino acids. NCBI's taxonomy places the organism in Eukaryota, Metazoa, Nematoda, Chromadorea, Rhabditida, Rhabditidae. Gene Ontology annotation, cellular component: postsynaptic membrane; membrane. The record is from RefSeq and is marked reviewed. The transcript is spliced from 11 exons. Gene Ontology annotation, molecular function: extracellular ligand-gated monoatomic ion channel activity; acetylcholine-gated monoatomic cation-selective channel activity; monoatomic ion channel activity.
CCACUUGAUGGAAUGUUGAUCCGAUUCUUUGUGUUAUGCUUGUUUUUUAUACUCUCUUUAAUUAUUAUCGAGUCCGAAUGUAGCAAAGCAGAAAAUAAGUUGUACAGAGAUAUUCUCCAAGGGUACUUGAAGCUAGCAAGACCCGUGCGAUAUCCUAGAAAUGUUUUGAAAGUUCAUAUGAAGGUGUUCCUUCAGCAGAUUUUGAAUUUGGAUGGACAAAAUCAAAUAAUUGAAGUGAACGCCUGGCUUAAAUAUGUUUGGAUGGAUUACCGCCUUCAAUGGGACCCCCUCCAGUAUGAUAACAUAACCAGUAUUAGAUUUGCGGGUGGUGAAAAUCAGAUCUGGAGGCCUGACAUACUUUUAUAUAACAGUGCAAGUGAAGACUUUGAUUCGUCGUUCAAGUCCAACGAAGUUGUUUAUAAUACGGGUGAAGUUAAUUGGAUUCCACCGGGUAUUUUUCGGGCUAGUUGUAAGAUGGAUAUCACCUACUUUCCUUUUGAUGACCAAGUUUGCUACUUGAAAUUUGGUUCCUGGACCUAUCAUGGUCUCGCGCUGGAUUUAAGUAUUAUUGCAGAAGAAGACGAUUCAGAGUUAUCAAUUGACUUAUCCACAUACACCCCUAGUGGCGAAUGGCAUUUGACAAAAGCUCCCGCAGUCAAGGAUGUGAAGUACAAUUCGUGCUGCAAAGAACCAUAUUCUACAGUCACAUUUUACAUGUUCCUAAGACGUCGUACUCUCUUUUAUUUAUUCAAUAUCAUUCUCCCGUCUCUAUUGAUCUCAAUUAUGACACUUAUGGGGUUCUGCCUCCCGGCACACGACAUGUCGGAAAAAAUUGGUUAUCAGACUACAAUUCUACUAUCUAUAUGUUUUUUUGUUACAAUUGUCAGCGAAAUGACUCCUCCCACAUCUGAAUCUGUUCCUUUACUUGGAAUGUUUUUCUCGUCGCUCACCCUUAUCAGCUCAGUAUCAACAGCAUUCACAAUCACAGUUUUGAACUUUCGCUACCGUCAAGUGCAGAAUAUUCACAUGCAUCCAAUAUUUUACAAAGUUUUUCUCAUCUGGAUUCCAUGGUUGCUUCUCAUGAAACGUCCAGGAGUGUUCUACAAAAAACGCCGAGCAACCGUUCAAGCUCGAGAGGAAAUUUCCUUUUUUGAUAAUGGUGAUGAUGAUUGCUGCCCAAAACCUCCCGAGUUCGACUAUUCACUCUCCAUUGACAGCGCUGACACUUUACCGCUUCCACCUCGUCCUAAGCCACUACUCAAGAAGAUGCAUAGCGUUCCCGCCGAACAUCUUCAUCUCGACAGAAAAGUCGGCGACGGAAUUCUUAAGAGCCAGCGACGACCGUUGGUUUUAACAAAGAACGUCAACAAAAGUCAUUCAUUACGCAGUCGGCGUUUCACUCAGUUUGAAAAGUAUAUAAAAAAGUGCAUAGAUGAUGCAAAACUCAGAAAAAAUUCAACUUAUUCGACGUAUUCAAUGAUGAUAAUCACUUAUUACCGGCAAAUUGAUGAAAUGCUAAAACUGCUAAAUCGACGGUUGGAUAAGCAAAGGAAAUACCUUUUCAAACAAGAAGAUUGGAAAUUUGCCGCAAUGGCUUUAGACAGAUUAUGCUUACUAUUAAUAACGCUUUUAAUUGUAAUGUGUCUUUUUGGAAUGAUUUUAAGCACACCCCAUUUUGAGCCAUAACAGUUGUGUUUUGUUAUGUAGGUUAUUCAGUGAAAAUUUGACAUUAUAAAGCAUUUU